Molecule: messenger RNA, 1071 nt
Organism: Colletotrichum acutatum
Lineage: Eukaryota; Fungi; Ascomycota; Sordariomycetes; Glomerellales; Glomerellaceae
Exons: 1
Coding region: 1-1071 (356 amino acids)
Cellular component (GO): cytoplasm
Molecular function (GO): protein binding
Source: RefSeq, a predicted model, not a curated record
AUGAUCGAUGGGCUCCACUCCUUGACGCGCAAUCCCCUCCCGGCCAUCUCGGCUCUCAACCUCCGCGCCAACCGCCUGCAAUCAAUCGCCGGUAUUGAGAAGCUCUACCCUCUUGAGCGAUUGGACCUUCGAGACAACCGUCUGUCAGACCCUAUGGAGCUGGCCAGACUCACCGGAAUCCCUGACAUUCGGGAGAUCUGGGUUGAGGGCAACCCCUUCACCCGCACCCACAAGGAUUACCGCAUCACGAUCUUCAACCUCUUCCGCAAGACCCCGGGCUACACCGAGGAUGUUGUCAUUGACAAUUGCGGUCCCACGUAUUCGGAGAGGAGGUACCUGGUGGAGCGUACUCCGGUGCCCGCCGCCGUGCCGGUCGUCAAGCCCGCCCCCGCCGACAUCCCGGCUGUUGACGUCAGCAAGCCAGCCAUCAUCUACGACAUCCCCAAGGAGCCUUCCGUUCUCCGCAAGGAGCGGCCAGUCCCCAAAGCUGUUACUAGCGAGGUGAACACUAGUUCUACUCGCCGCCGCAAAACACCAAAGAGACGUAUAGUAGACCUUUCUACCACCGACGCCUCUGUGACAGUAACUCCUGGUAUCGCGCCGCCACCCCCUGCGGACAUUAAGGUGCUCGCUUCUGAUGCAACAGCCACCGCAGUCGGUUCAGACACCAACAACUACCGUAUCUCGCAGGCCCCUGAGAUUCCUCCACUUCCCUCCGCCGUUCUGGCCGACAAUCGAAAGACCAACUCCCAACCUGAAGUGCCCCGCAUAGACACUAGCGUGGUUCCCGAACUUCCCCCCAUCUACACAACCCGCGAUACUCCGUCAGACUCCCAGGACUGGGAUGUCAGCGGGGAGAUGUACCGCCGGAAGAUCGAGGCAUUGCGGGACAAGGUUGGCAAUGGCUACCUCAGUGUGCUCAGUGAGGAGGGCUGGGAUCCCUCUCGCCCGCCAACAUACUCGGUGCCAGACUUCAGCCCAGCCUCGACAGUUCGACCCAGUCCUACUACUCCUCGGACUAACUCUCACCACCAUCCCGCGGCCAUUCACAGUGGUCGCACCCUUGGCUAA